This is a messenger RNA of Parascedosporium putredinis, 2019 nucleotides long. The record is from the annotation of a GenBank genome assembly. Lineage: Eukaryota; Fungi; Ascomycota; Sordariomycetes; Microascales; Microascaceae.
AUGCUUGGUUGGGUUUUGCGACGCGGUUCGGAACCCGCGAAAAGCGUCAAGGAAACAGGAGAUGACACCACGCAAAUCGAUGGGCCGGACACUCCGGCGCCAGUGUUCGCUGCGAGGGCUCUAAAAAACGCGAUUUUUGGAGAGAGCGAAAGGCAAGAGGACGAAACACGAGACCAAGCAGGGAUGGACAGCGACGCCGACGCCGGGAGGACUCCCACCCGACCGACACCCGCCGGCAUUCUCCUAACGCCAGGCACCGGUACCUCGAGGCCAAAACGCGUCUCGUUUGGAAAUGACGUGUUGGAAAAGGGCUCCAAAAAUGCGGGCACCAAGACGAGCGGGCGAGGAGGCCGCGAUUCGACGCGUCGACGAACGAGAUUAACGGAGUUACUAGAGAGUUCGAGGCAGAAGAAGGCCGCCCUAGUGGACAAAAAGCGGCCGAUGCCCGAACCCGAGAAGGAAGAUAGCGAGGAUGACGAAUGGGAGGAGGACGAUGAGGACGAUGCCGAUGACGACGAUGACGACGACUGCUGCAAUCACGAUAUCACGGUGGACCUGAACGAGCCUCACUCACAGUCUGGGAAAUACUGGAAGACGAGCUUCGAGACGUACCACAGCGACGCCAAAACGGAAAUGGAGAAAUUGCUCAAGUAUAAGCAGCUAGCAAAAUCCUACGCCAAAAUGAAGGAUGCGGAGGCGAUCGAUUUAAACGAGAAGCUACGGGAAGAGCAGGAAAAGGUCGCCGAGAUGGAAAAGAGGCUAGGGGACAUGGCUGCCCAGAUCGCUACGAAGCGUCUAAGAGGAGGAGAGAGGGAAACUCCCGAGCUGAUGAGGAACCUCGCGAAACAGACUGCCCUCGCCGUUCAGUACCGCAGCCAGGUCAGGGAGCUUGAGUCGCUACUAAAAAGCAUCAAGGACGAUGGGAAGCAAGCCCGAGCGUCUGCUGCACAGUCUCAAGUGCAGCGGGUGCUUGCCCAGACCCAGGAAGAGCUUAAGCAGGCUCUGGCAGACCUCGAUGACCGCCAGAAAGAGUUGGUGCGCGUCAAGGCCCAGCUCAACAAAGAAUCCAACGCCGGACAGCGCGCAACACAAGGCCAUGGUGAUGAGUCGCCCUAUGUUCGAGAUCUGCUCUCUCAGCUACGGGACGCGAAAGCAGAUAGUCGUAGCAAGGAUGCAGAGCUCACACGCCUCAAGAAGGAGUUUGAACUCUUCCAGCAAGAAGUGGUCACGGAAAAGGAAGAAUCCAACAGGGUCUUGUCGAAGGCGAUGACCAAGAUCUCGGAGCUGAAGAGAGAGUUACGCAACGCUAAGACUCCGAAGCCAGAGCAAAGCGCCCGUCCGCGAAGCUUCCAUGCCACAACGACCACCGAAGACGCAAAGAGGAAUUCAGUUGAGGUCAAGCCUGACCUUCACCUCGACCUCCAAGAUCUGGCGCGCCUCACCAACUCGGCUUCUCCGCCUCCCGAAACAUCGGGUCGGGCCAGCAACAACGUCGUCGGUGAUGCGGAUGGGAGGAGGGUGCGGACAACCCAGACGUCUCGCAGGCUCCGUGACAAGUUCCUGCAGGAACCAGACGAAUAUAGAGUGGACCUCAAGGCCGAACCUAGCCGCCGUAAUAUCCUCACGGACCAAGUAAACCUGGGGAGGCCCAAGUGGAAAGAAUACGUCCCGCGAUCCCCCGAAACCGAGCCUAUCUUAGAGACAUUGAGCGGCGAAGCGGGACCGGAGGCGAUCGACAAGGAGGAAGACGAUGAAGACCAGCCAAAGCUUGACUCCCUCAAGGAGCGUUUCAAGAACCUGAGCCGACCAGACGCCGCGGAUAUCGCAGCCCCGGUCGCCGCCGAGCCCUCGAGGCGCAUUCUCACGACGGACAGGCGCGCAGCCGCCGAGGCUCGAAUCGAUCGGCGCAAGGCGGACCGUAUGCGAGCCAUUGCGGGGACACUCAAGUCCCUAGACAAGGAAAACGUGCGGCCGAAUAUCGGGAAACGGGCGUACGAGCCGACGAGGGCGGGCUUGUAG